Cynocephalus volans (Philippine flying lemur) is the source of this 4711-nucleotide messenger RNA. RefSeq names its product ADAMTS like 5 (gene ADAMTSL5). Gene Ontology annotation, cellular component: extracellular matrix. The record is from RefSeq and is a predicted model, not a curated record. Bases 605 to 2140 code for a protein of 511 amino acids. The transcript has 13 exons. Gene Ontology annotation, biological process: extracellular matrix organization; proteolysis. Gene Ontology annotation, molecular function: metalloendopeptidase activity; protein binding. NCBI's taxonomy places the organism in Eukaryota, Metazoa, Chordata, Mammalia, Dermoptera, Cynocephalidae.
GGCGCUGGCGGGGAGGGAGCAGCGCCCCGGGGCUCCCGGAACCAGGGCAGGGCGACCUCGGUUCGCGCACAUUCCCGGCCCCUGAGCGCGGCGCCCGGAAUAGCAGCCCCGGGGCGGGGGGUGCGGGCGCUCAGGCCCCGCGUCGCCCUCGCGCCCGGCUUCCCAACGUCGCCGGGACCCAGGCGCCCGACACCAGGCCGCGGCUCUCGGGAGGGACCCUCCCUCCCCGGGCUCGCUCCAGGCAGCCCCCGGCCGCGCGGGGGCGCUCGCGGCCGCCGCCCCUCCCGCCCCCGGCCUGGGCACGUCCGGGGAGGCCCCGGUGGGAGGGGCCGCCCCGAGCUCCCCCCACCCCACGGCCCGCACCUCGGGCCCCGCCGCUUCCGCUCGCCCUGGGGCCGCGCGGGGAGCCUGGACGCGCUGCCCGGGCUCCGCGCAGCCGGCGACCCUGGCGCUCCAUCCCACACCCUCCGAGAUGAGGCCACGAGGCGCCGACUGGACCGGGGCCAGGUCACCCCUCCCCGCCACGCCUCCAAACUGGGGGCUCCCUGCUGCCACGGGGUCUCAUAGAAUCAUGGACUGAGUCCAGCCGGUCCCCGCUGCACAGAUGGGGAAACUGAGGCCUGGGGCAGCGGAGUGGCUGGCCUCUGGCCACACAGGAAGGGAUCCCUCAAAACUUUCCUGUAAGGGUGGGCUCUGUGGUCACCCCACUCUUCAGAGAAGUGGGGCCCAGAGACGUUUAGUUACGACCCAAGAUCACACAGCCAGUCAGGGCAGAGCUGGGCUUCAACCCCUGUCUGCGGCAGCUCCACUGCAUCGACCCCUCUGCUCCCCCAGACCCCGCCCCUUCCAGAACCUCCUGCUCUUGCUCUGGACCCUCCUGCACUGUGGUUUGGGGGGCAGUGCUCAGGGUCCAGGCGAGUGGACGCCGUGGGGCUCCUGGAGCCGCUGUUCCAGCUCCUGCGGGCGGGGCGUCUCGGUGCGCAGCCGGCGCUGCAUCCGGUUUCCUGAGGAAGAACCGUGCUGGGGUGACACCCACGAGUACCGCCUCUGCCAGUUGCCGGACUGCCCCCCAGGGGCCGUGCCCUUCCGAGACAUACAGUGUGCCCUGUACAAUGGCCGCCCCGUCCUGGGCACCCAGAAGACCUAUCAAUGGGUGCCCUUCCACGGGGCGCCCAACCAGUGCGACCUCAACUGCCUGGCCGAGGGGCACGCCUUCUACCACAGCUUUGGCCGCGUUCUGGACGGCACCCCAUGCAGCCCUGGUGCCCAGGCACUCUGCGUGGCUGGGCGCUGCCUGAGCGCCGGCUGCGACGGGCUGCUGGGCUCAGGCACCCUCGAGGACCGCUGCGGCCGCUGCGGCGGCGCCAACGACUCGUGCCUCUUCGUGCAGCGCGUGUUCCGAGACUCUGGUGCCUUCGCCGGGUACUGGAAUGUGACCUUGAUCCCUGAGGGUGCCAGACACAUCCGCGUGGGCCACCGGAGCCGCAACCACCUGGCGCUGAUGGGGGGCGAUGGGCGCUACGUGCUUAACGGGCACUGGGCGGUCAGCCCGCCCGGGACCUACGAGGCGGCGGGCACCCGUGUGGUCUACACCCGCGCCGCGGGGUUGGAGGAAACGCUGCACGCCGCCGGGCCCACCUCCCAAGACCUGCUCCUACAGACCCCUGCCCACCCUGCCCUGACACCCGCGGUCGUGCCCACCGGCUGCUCCACUAUUGCGGCAGCGACUUUGUGUUCCAGGCCCACGUGCUGGGCCGCCAUCGCCAAGCCCAGGAGACGCGCUAUGAAGUGCGUGUCCAGCUCGUCUACAAGAACCGCUCGCCACUGCGGGCCCGAGAGUAUGUGUGGGCCCCAGGUCGCUGCCCCUGCCCACCACUGGCUCCCCAUCGAGAGUACCUGCUGGCUGUCCAGCGCCUCGUCAGCUCCGAUGGCACACAGGAUCGGCUGCUGCUGCCUCACGCUGGCUACGCCCGGCCCUGGAGCCCUGCCGAGGACAGCCGCGCACGCCUGGCUGCCAGGCACUGUCCUAUAUGAGCUGCCAGAGGAGCCCCCCUCCCCACAAAGCAAGAAAGACAUACAGGCUGGAACUCAACCAGCCUUCCAGGAAGCUCGGAAAUAUCUCCCACGUGCAGCUAUGUGACUCCCCAUCCCACACACUUAGACACCUUGACAUGCAGUCAGAUCCACUGACACAGACAGGCUGCCACUGGCGAGGACACACUGAGUACACUCUUCACUCAUUUCCCCUCUCGACUUGGCUGCCAGGAGGCUCAUCACCAUCUAACUUCCUGACAUUCUGUGCUCUCUUCUUUCUGCCACUCACACGCACCCCUGCUUGUAUUCAGAGACACUGUCACAAACAGGCAGGCGCCUUAGAAGACAUGCCUAACCAGGUGCUGUAACAUACCAAUUACCCCUUUUGCCCUGGCUACCAGGAAACUCAGAAAUAAUUUUGACAGCCUCAGCGAUGCUGGCUGAGGUUUCUUUAGUCAACACUGCUGUUCACCCUUUUAAAACUCAUAUUUAAUCUUUACAAGCACUUUUUUUUUUUUUUAAAAGGGCACUCCAGUUACAUGUACUUGGCUUGCAGAGUCUUGGGGACACGCUGGUCGAAUCACAUCCACAAUCACACUGUCCCAGAGUGUGCAGACAUGAUCACACACAGCCCCAUCCCCUCCACCCCAGCAUGUCUGACCCUGUGUGGGGGUGAGGACAGGGAAUUAUAUAGGGCACAGCUGGGGAACAAACGGGUCCUGAGCACACUCCCCAUGCCACAUAUUUGUCUCAGGCCCACCCAGGGGACCCCUCCCCAGUGGAGGAGACAGGUUAGAACUGCUGCUCUCUGCCAGCCCCUAGUCUAAUAUAUCCUCCUCGUAAAGAUUUCUGGAACCAGGAGGGCAGACCUGGGCCAUGUGUAUACUGGGGGGUGUCUGUAGGGUGUCACAUAGUCACUCAGCAAACCCUACCCCCGAGGCUGCCCCUCCCGCCUCCUCACUCCUGCAUGGGGUGGCUCAUGCUGUCAUUUGGGACAAUCUGCUCUUCUGCAGUGCCUGUGCUUAUGUUUUUCUCUGGGGCAUGGGAUGCCUGGGGGCCGGGGAUUGUCUACGAUUCCCUCGCUAUUCUGUAAGGGCCCUGCUGGCCGCUGACCGCAGCUGCCCCUCCAGGGAACAGCCAGAGGGGUGAAGGGCAGGGGGAGCUGUCGGGGGCAGCUGAGGCAGAGGAAAGUGCAUCCUCUGGGAGUUGGCAAGGGGCUCAUGACGUUAGCAGUGACGUCAAGCCAGACCCUGCUCCUCUUUGGGCCUCAGUUUCCCCAUCUGUGAGUGAGUACCCUUUCAGCCCCUCCCAGCGCUGACAUGGGAACUGCACUGUUCUGGAGUCCUUCCUCAGCCCCUUUGUGCAUUCAUGCAUUCCUGUCACGAGUAUUUGUUGAGCACCUACUGUAUGCCAGGGACCCGGAACAGUGCAGGCCUGGCCUUGGGGAAGCAGCAGUCACUUCAAUUAUGUGUGGCCUUCUAUGAUUGUCUCUGCAACCAGGGCUGCAGGUGGGGAGUCCUAGGAGCCCCCAGUUCCACAGGGACGCGUGGGGCCUCGGCACCCCUUGGUGGCAGGAUGGGGGACUCGUGGCAGUCCCCAAGUGCUCUGUGUCCACCUCCCCCAUUGCACCCACUUUCCCGUGGACACUGGCCGUCCUCAGGAAUGCCUGUCCCCUCCAGCCUCCCUACAUCAGCACCGACACCCACAGCUACUCUCUGUACCUGUCUGGACUGCCAUUAUCACCCUGGCUCCCAUUAGUCCCUGAGCCUGUCCCCUCUGUCCCACCAUGGCUUGAAGCUGUGUCAGGGAAUGAGAUUUCGGGUCCUCUGGGUCACGGAGCCCUGUGAGGCUUCCCCACUGUCUGGCUCCAGAUGGCCAGCCCUGUCCCAGCUAGACCGGGUGGCAUAAUGCCCCAGAGGUCCACAGGACCCCAGGACUCUGGCUGAUGUCCACGACAUAGAACAGAGAGAGGAGGGGGGAGACGUAAGCAGCUGGAGACGUUCUCUCGUGUGAGGCUGUCCCUUGUCCCCAGGGAGCUCACCAUUCUUAUGUGAGCAAGAUGACCUAAGGCCUGGUGACCAGGUGACUUCCCAGCAUCAUUUCUUACCGGCCACCCCCAUGUUGUUUCCAGGGAUAAUCAUGUAACCAUCAGCAACAAACACUGUUGUCCACACUCACUCUUUAGCUUUAAAGCAAAGGCUCGAACGAUUUAAAGAGAGGGAAAAAUAUGUCAAUUCUGGAUACUCAAAUUCAGCAAAAUAUUUCACAUAGGAACUAACGUUUGCACUUACGCAGCAAAUAUUACACUGUGUCGGUGGUUUACAUUAGAAACGGAAGUAAAAGCUCCAGGCGGGUCCACAGAGUCACAGAAAGGAAGUGGCUCCUCGUCCCUGCAACCCCCAGUUCUCAUUUUUGUUUGGAAUUUACUGCAUCUGCCUGGGAAGAUGCAGAACACACGGGGUGAGAGGCACAAACGUUGUCCAAAGUGGCCACAAAUGAUCACAAACGGUGGGAACUUACUCUCGGGGGAAGCAGCAGCGGAGCUCAUGGGCGUCCAGAACUGGGAAUUCUGUGCAUCGACUUCCAUGGGAUGCAACGUGUACUGAAGGAUAAAGAACUAAAACUUGUGAGUUGGUAGCAUGCAUUCAUGCUAGUAAAACAAAAGUAACCACAGCAA